Molecule: messenger RNA, 762 nt
Organism: Panicum virgatum (switchgrass)
Lineage: Eukaryota; Viridiplantae; Streptophyta; Magnoliopsida; Poales; Poaceae
Exons: 1
Coding region: 1-762 (253 amino acids)
Molecular function (GO): translation initiation factor activity; mRNA binding
Source: RefSeq, a predicted model, not a curated record
AUGGAGAACGGCGGCGGCGCCAAGCCGACGACCCGGUUCGGCUUCUCGUGGGCCGACGAGGUCGAGCGCGAGGAGCGGGAGCAGGCCGGGAUGCAGCAGCAGCAGCAGGAGGAGGCGAGGAGGGAGCAGAUCAAGCCCGACCCCUUCGGCGCGGCGCGCCCGCGGGAGGUGGUGCUGGCCGAGAAGGGCGUCGACUGGCGCGCGCGCGACCGCGAGCUCGACCUCUGCGCUGCCCCUCGCGGCCCGCCCCGCAGCGCCGCACGCCGCCGUAGGCACGCCGCCGCCGCCGCUACGGCUGCGGCGGCUUCCGCGUGUACGGCGACGCCGGCGCGCGGCGUGCCGCUGGACCGUGACGCCGGACGGACGCCGCACCCGCGGCGGCAGGGUGCUGCCGCCUCGACGCCGCGGCCGCCGCCCACGGGCCGCGGGAACGCGGCGUCGAUUGGCCGCAGCGCGCGGGGCGGCAGCAAGAGGAAGUUCGCCGGGGAGGCCCCGGCGCGACAGGCCCGUCCCGCCGGCGACCACGCCGAGCAGGGGAGGAGGGGGGUCUUCCGCGAACUCAACGUCGGCAACGGCUGCUGCUGCGGCAGCAACCCGGGUGGAUCUCUGACAGAGGGGAUGAAAGCGGCUGGCGCCGCGGCUGCAGACGGUGCUCCAUCGGCCGGUGAAUCUGCUGCUGGUCAGAAGAGGGGGAGGGGAGCGAAGAGGACGAGGGGAAGGGGAUCGGGCAAGGCCAAGGAGCAACAGGCUCAGCCGACCUAG